Molecule: messenger RNA, 4892 nt
Organism: Pangasianodon hypophthalmus (striped catfish)
Lineage: Eukaryota; Metazoa; Chordata; Actinopteri; Siluriformes; Pangasiidae
Gene: ttll4
Product: tubulin tyrosine ligase-like family, member 4
Exons: 20
Coding region: 937-4239 (1100 amino acids)
Biological process (GO): microtubule cytoskeleton organization; protein polyglutamylation
Cellular component (GO): cilium
Molecular function (GO): tubulin binding; tubulin-glutamic acid ligase activity
Source: RefSeq, a predicted model, not a curated record
GCUGACAGUUUACACGGAUCGGUGUACAGAGGAACUUCUUUUUAACUUCAGUAACAAUAUUACACAACACAGUUUGGCUAGUGUCGCUAGCUUCCCCAGAACAGCACAGGGCCUGCCGUUGCUAGCCAGCUGGCGUGGUAGCUACCUGGUUAGCUUAGCUGUAGACACCAGAAAACAGUGUUUUUAUUUACUUAUGUAUUUGCUAAAUAGAUUUUCGUAUUUGCGUUAUCAACGUUCUUCGUUCUUUAAAGGUCCCUCUUCCACACAGAGCCAUGAGCUAGCACGUCCGCUAACUGGAUUCACCGACACAAGGCUGCGUCCCAAACAGCACACGACCGUACUAAAUAGUAGUCAAAUUAGUACACCCGCAACGGUGUCAUAGCUAUUUCAGACAUACUCUUUAGGAUGUAGUGUGCGGUUUGAGACGCAGCCUCAGUAAUAAAAUAAUAGCUCAGCCAGAUGACUGGUCCAGAUAACUACAGCUGGAGAAUGCCAAAAUGGCAUCCUGUUGGACAUGUAUUGCACUACUUAGCUCCUAGAAACUAUUACUCCCCACCACGUGUAGUGCACUUAUGUAGGGAGCAGGAAGCCGAUUGGGCUCAGGCCACGACCCGCGUCGUCCAGCGCAUGCGCAGUGGGAGCCUGGCCCUGGACAGAGCGGCUAUUGACAGUCGCAGGUCUGUGGUCCAUGUGCGCUCCGGUUAACUCGCAUGGCUGAAACCGGUCAAUGGCCGUUAAACUGCUGACUCAAGCCGGAUGGGCAACGUGUAGAGCUUAAGAAAUGGGCCAGUGAGGUAGCUGUCUGAUCAUACACCGUGACACCGUAACAACCCUAGAUGUAGCAGAGAUUUUAGAAAAAGAAAUAAGUUUUAGGUAUGGUGAGUCUCCAUUUAUAAGUAUCAAAAUCAAUGCUGGGAGAGAGUACAAUGGCUGUUCAUGGCUUCCAUUGGAGCUGAGGACUUGAGAAAGGGGGCAUCACAGCCAACCCUCGUUGUCCAAGCAAAAUCUGCAAUUGUGCAUUCAUCCAACACUCGUGCGUAUUCUGCUCUUGUCGAAAGGAAAUGGCAUCCUCCUUCAGCCUUUGGUGACUCCGUACCUCUGCCUCAUGUGAAAGUGGUGUAUGAGCGGCCCCAUCAUUUCUCAGGGAUAGCCUCACAGCGUGCCUCUCCGUCAGUGCCUGCAGGGGUUGUACGUGCCCAAAGCACAGGUGCUCAUCCUUCUAGCAGCAGUAGUAGGGAUACAAGAGCACUCAGUUCUGUCUCAAAGAGCUCAGUUCAUAUCAGUGGUCCCUCUGCUGUAUGUCAAAGCACUUGUCAUCUGGAGCCAGUUAUUCAAGGAUAUCAGUCACACAGGCACCUGAACCCGCUCAGGUUAAGGUCAAGACUUUUAGGAAAAAGAGCUUGUGCACCUCCACUCUCAAAUUAUCCUCCUUGUCCCUCCCCACCCAAGACAUUCUCUCACAAAGCAUCUGUGAUAGUUGAGAAAUCCAUGCCUGCGAAUCAGUCUCACCCCUGGUCGAGGGGUAAGCUCAGAAGCAACAGCAAUGGGGUUAUACCAUCCUCCACUGCCAAGGUGCCUACAAUUACCAGGCUAGAGACGAAAGAUUUGAAGAAGUCUAGUGCUCUACAUUCUGGCAAGAGAGAAUGCAAAGCAGACAUAGUAAAACACAGCCAAACAACAGUGCCUUUAGAGGAUAAAUACACAGUAGUGCCUCCAAACCAUAUUUCAGACUUGCCUGGGUACGACAAGAUUGAGGCUGAGGAUGCUAAAGAGAAUGAGCAUAUAGAGGAAUGCUGCGUGGGACAUGGUACCAGUGAAGCACCUCAGAGAGUGAGGAAAGUCAGCUCUGAGGUAGAGUUCACAGCAGCUGUACGAAAGCUCACUAAAAACAUGUCACACGUGCGCAACGGGACACUAAAUGGUCUGAGUGGACCACUAAUGGCCAACUUUGAUUCUCAGAGCAACAGGAGAGAAGUAAAGACAGGUGCCAAUUCCACAAUACAAACCUCAACAUUUUGCCUUAUUAAUGGGAGUGAAGAGUUUUACAUGGACACACAUCCCUCCAAUGCCCUUUGCCUAGAUGAGAAUUGUCCUAGUGAUGGAAUGACUCAGGACAGUAUAUGUGCCAUUCCAGCAGACAUUGAUCGCAAAAUAGACUCUCCUCAGUCUCCCACUGUUUACUCCGUAAUGAACCAGAUAUCUGCCAUACACCUUACAAAGGACUGCUGUCAGCACACUUCAGAAGAGGACCCAAGCCAAUGCCCUUUGACUCUGGAUGAGGGGAGCCAGCCUGAAGUCAGGGGUCAGGUGAAUGUUGCUGUGUUACGGGAUGGUGAGGAAGAGGAACUUCCAGAUGAGUUGGAGAAUGUCUGCAGUGGCAAUAAUGAUGAUGGAUCAGAAUCCGAUGCCUCUUCAGCACCCUCUAUGGCAGCGUCAUCAAAUAUUGAGGAGCCCAUGAGCUGUGAGUUGGAGGAUGAUCGGGAGGUGAAACCAGCACUGGUGCCCAGCCUGUUCCCCUUCAGGCCCCCUACGUUAUACUUCGGUACAGCCAACGAACGAGUGGAGCUGCUUCCUCUGGAGCAGAGGAGUCUUCUGAAAUGGAAAAUAAGUACAGUCACCCCUAAUAUAGUCAAGCACACGAUCACUAGAUCCCAUUUCAGAGUCACCAAGAAGAGUCAUGACUGGCUGGGCUGCUGGGGUCAUCAUAUGAAGUCACCUGGGUUCAAGGCUAUACGAGAGUACCAGAAGCUGAAUCAUUUUCCAGGUUCCUUUCAGAUUGGACGGAAAGACCGUCUGUGGCGGAACCUGUCCAAGAUGCAGACACGCUUUGGCAAGCGGGAGUUUGGCUUCUUCCCACGUUCCUUUGUGCUCCCACAGGACAUGAAACUGCUGAAGAAGGCCUGGGAGGAUGGAGGAAGCCGGCAAAAAUGGAUCAUCAAACCGCCUGCUUCAGCCCGAGGAAUCGGUAUUCAGGUUAUUCACAAGUGGAGUCAAAUGCCACGCAAGAGACCUCUCCUUGUACAGAAAUACCUUCACAAGCCCUACCUCAUUAGUGGGAAUAAAUUUGAUCUGCGUAUCUAUGUGUACGUGACCUCUUAUGACCCACUCCGUGUUUACAUCUUCAACGAUGGACUCGUCCGCUUCGCAAGCUGCAAAUAUUCCUCUUCAAUGAAAAGCCUUAGCAACAAAUUCAUGCACUUGACAAACUAUAGUGUGAACAAGAAGAACUCUGAGUAUCAGACCAACAGUGAUGACAAGGCCUGCCAGGGCCAUAAAUGGGCACUGAAGGCAUUAUGGCAAUACCUGGACUCUAAAGGAAUCAACACCACUCUUAUCUGGGAGAAGAUUAAGGACAUGGUCAUUAAAACCAUCAUUGCGUCUGAUCCAUAUGUAAACACCCUGGUGAAGAUGCAUGUGCGUUCCCCGUACAGCUGUCACGAGCUGUUUGGCUUUGAUAUCAUGCUGGAUGAGAACCUGAAGCCAUGGGUUCUUGAAGUCAACAUCUCUCCCAGCUUACACUCCAACAGUGCGCUGGACGUGAGUAUUAAGGGCCAAAUGAUCCGUGAUGUGCUAAACCUAGCUGGUUUUGUGCUGCCUAAGAAAGAAGACAUUGUCCCCUCCAGCAGCAGCAGUGGCAGCAGCUCCACCAGCAGUUUGUAUGAAGGAGCACGAGAGAGAUCAAGAUCAGACCUGUCCCCUGAUGAGAAACUGAAAAGAGCUUUCUAUCUCACCCAGAACUCUGGGGAGCAGGAUUUCCACUCCACAAUUCUGGAAGUAUUAACCCCUGAUGAUGUGCGUGUUCUGGCUGAGAGUGAGGAUGAGCUGAGUCGUCUGGGAGACUUUGAACGCAUCUUCCCUUCCCCUGCCUCCUCCCGCUACCUCCGUUUCUUUGAGCAGCCUCGCUACCUCAACAUCCUCCUUAACCAAUGGGAACAGAAAUGCAAUCAAAACCGGAGCAAAGGUAUCGAACUGCUGAGAAGUCUCUGUCAGAAAAGAGUACACUUGGGGAACCUUGCUGACUCUACACAUCAUUGGUCAUCAAAAUCCAACCAUGGACACCGUUCAGACCUCCAGAGCACCACAUUUGCCAAAACAGUGCUUACAAAAUCAAGUGCCACAGUGAGUCAGUGUGUAAGCUCCCAGCUGGAUGAAGAUGAUGAGUGGUCUGAUCAUGAUGUUCAGUCAGUGACCUCCAGUAUUCCAGACAUGAGUCUGAUGGGAUCAGUGAGCCCAAACUGAAGUGCGGCCAAAGCCAGUCUGCCUCACCAGGAGACUAGUCAUAUACUCUGAAACAAAUGAACAUCCAGGGCUUCCAAACAACGCACAAUAACAUGAGAACUUGCACAUUUGCAGAGUCUGGUAGAGGGUGUUGGGGUUUUUACCUUAUCAGAAGAUGCUAGGAACAAACCUUUUAUAUUUACAUAAUUCUCUCCCCUCAAUUUGUUAAAUGUUUUUGCCCACUCAGCAAGUGGGGUUUGUAGUUGACUGGCCAGACUGAUGACUGUUUUAAUCACAUAUCUAUUUCACCAUUUCCAAGACUAAAGGUACGUUUUUCAAGGACAGAUUGGUAGACAUGUUUGAAGCACAAAGAUAUAUACGCAUAUGCUGUGUUCAUAUAUGCAAGCUUUUCUUCUGUUGAAAGGAGCUGCUCUGGAGUCAUGCCUGAGUGCAUGAGCCAAUCAGAUUCCUUUCUUGAUUUGUUUACAUUUUGAAAAGGCCCACCAUUGAGGGUCAGUACUACUUACAACUGACAAGUGAAUUUUGGAAAAGAGAAUUAUUGUGAACUGUAACAAUAAUAAUACUUAUUAAUUUAUAAAGUAAUGUCUUUCAUUUUAUCCUCAGUAAAUAAAUAUCUGGUGUAGGAUUUUCACAUUAAAAGUAUUUGAAAUAAA